Molecule: messenger RNA, 2803 nt
Organism: Homalodisca vitripennis (glassy-winged sharpshooter)
Lineage: Eukaryota; Metazoa; Arthropoda; Insecta; Hemiptera; Cicadellidae
Product: proton-coupled amino acid transporter-like protein pathetic
Exons: 10
Coding region: 123-1502 (459 amino acids)
Biological process (GO): amino acid transmembrane transport
Cellular component (GO): vacuolar membrane
Molecular function (GO): amino acid transmembrane transporter activity
Source: RefSeq, a predicted model, not a curated record
AUUCCCGAUUACUCUUUCUCUUGAAUUUUCCUGGUCAUGCUUAUUUAAUACUGGCAGAGGAAAAGAGCGCCGACAUUUGUUCUUCUCGAAUCCUCAAGAUAAAGGACGCAUGGCCAGACAUCAUGGAAAAAGCCCCGAAACUGAGUGACUCCAAGGAGUCAAUGAACAAUGGAAACUUUAACUUGUCCUCCAAAGCCAACCUUGCUGCUGGCGGGGAUGACGACUACGACCCUGGGGACUACCGGGACUUCGUGGACGGUCUGGGAACUAUGGGAGCCCUGUUUCACAUGAUCAAGGGAAGUCUGGGUUCCGGAAUAUUGGCGAUGCCAAUGGCCUUCAAAAACGCAGGACUCUGGGUUGGGCUUAUUGGCGCCUUUCUCAUUGGUUUCCUCUGCACUCACUGUGUUCGCUUAUUGGCACUGUGUUCACAAGUUCUGUCGAAGAGAACGAGACAGCCGAGUCUGGGGUUCGCAGAGACAACGGAAGCAGCGUUUCUGACGGGUCCCGAAAGAUUACGAAAAUAUGCAGCGCCAGCAAGGGAGAUGGUGAAUAUCGGCUUGACGAUCACGUAUUAUUUUGGAGUAACCGUGUAUAUAGUUUUUAUCGCUACAAACUUUAAACAGGUGAUUGACAACCACUUAGGCAUCGACCUGAACAUCCGCCUCUACAUCGCGAUGCUCACUGUAGUCCUGAUACCCAUCGGGUGUAUCCGGAAGCUCAAGUACCUCGUUCCCCUGUCCUUCCUCGCCAUCGUCUUCCUCAUGUUCGGCUGCGGCGUGGUCCUGUACGAGGUCUUUGCCGAUAUACCCCCUCUCUCCUCCAGGCCCGCCUUCAACUCUUGGAAAAACCUUCCACUGUUCUACGCCACCAUGUGUUUCGCCAUCGAAGGGGUUGGAACGGUGCUUCCGAUAGAGAAUUCGAUGAAGAGACCAAGCAGUUUUCUGGGAUGUCCAGGCGUUCUGAACGUGGCCAUGUUCUGGUUAGUGCUCACCUACACAAUGGUGGGGUUCUUCGGCUAUCUGCGGUAUGGAGAUGCAACUCAGGGCGCUGUAACACUCAAUCUGGGAUUCACCGCAUUGGGGCAGACGGUGAAGAUCCUGGUGGCUCUGAACGUGCUCUUCUCCUGUCCUCUGCUACUGUACGUGCCUUGCGAGACUCUGUGGAAGUACAUGGACCCUAGGAUCAGCGAGGCAAACAAGACUCGAUCCUACUACACCAUGCGAGUCUUAAUGAUCCUGGGAUCAGUGGGGUUGGCUAUAAUAGUCCCCAACCUGGAGCCCAUAAUCGGGAUAGUGGGAGCCUUCUGCUUCUCCACCCUCGGCCUCCUCUUCCCUUCCAUCCUGGAGCUGGUGACCUUCUGGGGCAAUGACGUCUACAUGGGACGCUGGCGGUGGCGCUACUACAAGAACUACCUGCUGAUGGUGGCCUGGCUCAUAGCUCUGGUGGCCGGCAUGAAAGCCAGUAUCGGCGAAGUCAUUGACAUCUACUGGCCUUCAUCCUGAGUCGGAGGGAUCCUGCAAGGAUUUUGACUGAUCAAAAAUCAUAUAAUUCUAGUCCUUACGCUUUGUAGUCAUAUGACGAUCUAUAGUGUUAGCAAAUAGAGACUGCGGCUGGGGGUCAGGUAGUUUUACACCAGCACACGCAAACCCACACAAGUGCAAGGGCUGCAUUUCAGCCCUACUGCACCUAGUGCACUCCCCAAUCAAACCCGAGUUGUGUUAUUUAUAAUUUUAUCGUAAUGUAAUUAGUACACAGCGUGUUCAAAAAAGGGUGUCACAAAUAUUAUGUGGCUGAUAGAAUUUUCAGACAUAAAAAUGUUAUAUAAACAUAGGUAGAUAAAUGUUUCUUUUAGCCGCUAGCCGCUUUUUUGUGUUUAUGUUAUAAAAAAAUGUUACCUCUAAAACUAGUUGAGCUAAAGAAACCAAGUUUGGCACUUAGUUUUGAAUGCGCCAGGAGCAACAAACAACUGAUACCUCUCAACUGUGACAUGUUUGGCGCUUCCGGCUUGUGCGAGCGUAGGCCCUACCAUUAAAAAUGAUCGUGCUGUCUAUGCAUUGAUGGAUUUCGUUGCAACAAGUACCGUUGGAAUUUUAGUGGAUAUCUUCAAAUAAUUGGUAUCUAGUAAAUGUUUUCUAACUAUACUGGUUACUUUUGUAAUUUUACUUGAAAUAUUUUCAACAGAUCCCGUUUUGUUAAUAUUAAAGGAAAUAACACAAUAGUGUUUUUUCCUCUUAUCUAUUCAAACCUAUGUGCCAAAUUUGGUUUCUUCAGUUUAACUAGUUUUAGAAAUAAUAAUUUUUUUAAUACAAAAUUGGUGGCUAGCGGCUAAACGAGACAUUUCUCGACCUAUGUUUAUAUGACAUGUUUUGUUUUAAAUUAUGAAUACUACCACCCAUACAAGUUUGUGACAUCCUUUAGUGAACACCCUGUAUACAUAGUAAAAUUCAUAAAAAAGCUGCACCAAACAAAGUAUAAUACACUGAAAUAGUCGCAGAGUAUUGCUUAUUCUUGAGUCCCAGAAAUUACUGAAUACCCCGGGAUGGAAAACGGCAGGUUGCUGGGCUGGCCUCAACCCUCUGCGCUCGUGAGUGUGAGGGUGCGUGCACGCGAGGCAACUACUACUUGGAUCUUCAGCCGCAAUCCCUAACUGCUGAUACUGUACAUUCCAAAGCUUUAAUCUUUAAGUGCCAUGUGCAAUGAAAACAUGGUAGUCUGGGAGCCGAGAACCAGUUUGCAUUGUAUGUACACAAACCUGGUUUUUUUUCAAAUUGGUAGAAAAAUCAUUCCUAAAAAAGGAAUAAAU